UAGUUGUGAGAAACUGAGAAAAGGAAAGUGUGUGUUCUCCCUCGUUUGCGCAUGUAAUUCGGCGUAGGGUAGUUUGUUUUCUGUUUCUUAUACUCGUUUCCAGAAAAAAGAAAAGGAAAGUGUGGAGACAGAGGUUCUCUCCUCCGUGCCGUCCCUCCCGUUCAGAUCCACACACUCUUCAAUUUAUUUCCGUUGAUUUGAGGGAAGAGAAUCCUAGGUUUUUUUUGUCGGUAAAUUGAAUUGAUUCAGUUUUUGGUGUUGGUGAGUGCGAAGGAAUUUGAAUUUGAAGAAGAAGAAAGAUGGGAGAGAGGAAAGUGUUGAACAAGUAUUACCCACCCGAUUUUGAUCCUGCGAAGCUGCCCAGAGCGAGAAGGCCCAAGAACCAGCAGAUCAAGGUCCGCAUGAUGCUUCCCAUGAGCAUUCGAUGCAACACUUGCGGCAAUUACAUCUACAAAGGCACCAAGUUCAAUUCCAGAAAGGAAGAUGUUAUUGGCGAGACAUAUCUGGGAAUUCAAAUAUUUAGGUUCUACUUUAAGUGCACUAAAUGCUCAGCUGAGCUGACCAUGAAGACAGACCCUCAGAAUUCGGACUAUAUCGUUGAAUCUGGUGCAACCAGAAAUUUUGAACCUUGGCGUGCAGAGGAUGAGGUAGCUGAUAAAAUGAAGCAGAAGAGGGACUCUGAAGAGAUGGGAGAUGCAAUGAAAUCUUUGGAGAAUAGAACCCUGGAUUCUAAAAGAGAGAUGGACAUCCUUGCUGCAUUGGAUGAGAUGAAGUCGAUGAAGUCUAGGCAUGCAACUGUCAGUGUUGAUGAAAUGCUAGAGGCAUUGCAACGCACAGCAGCUGACAAGGAGAAAAGGCUGGAAGAAGAAGAUGAAGCACUGCUAAAAUCAGUUGUCUUUCAUAAUUCAGAAGGUUAUGUUAGAAGAGUUCGUGAUGAAGAUAUUGAAACUGAGGAGGAAUUGGUUGAGCUUUCAAAUGGACAUGAUCCAAAGAGGCCAAAAUUUUCAGAAGAUCUUCCAAGCAAAGCAACUGACACAUUGAUGAAACCCAGUUUGGAUGAUUCUGGCAAACAAGAGAAUUCAUGCGGCAGUGGUGGAAAGCUUAAUCCUUUGGUGAGGAUUUCUGUGAUUAAAAAACCAGUUACCUCUGAUAUUAAAUGUCCUGCAGAACCAGAACAAAAGAAAAAUGAGGAAGAUUACAAGACAAAUACUAGCAAUGGACUACAAUCUUUGUGUCAACACUAUGGAAGCGAUGAGGAUUAGUAGUCAUAAAUAUUUGUUCGCAUUUGAUUGUAAAUUGUAUUUGUGAUGGAGUGGGUGUAUAAUGUAUGUUUCCGUUGUGUCAGAGAAUAGAAAUACUUGGUUUACAUGAUCUGGCAUAAAUGCCUAUUAUUAUCUUUUUUUUUGUUUUUAUACAAGCGAAAAUUGAACACAUAACCUAAUACAACUUAUCUAAAUU
Gastrolobium bilobum is the source of this 1458-nucleotide messenger RNA. RefSeq lists its product as uncharacterized. Gene Ontology annotation, biological process: mRNA splicing, via spliceosome. NCBI's taxonomy places the organism in Eukaryota, Viridiplantae, Streptophyta, Magnoliopsida, Fabales, Fabaceae. The record is from RefSeq and is a predicted model, not a curated record. The transcript has 8 exons. Gene Ontology annotation, cellular component: U2-type catalytic step 1 spliceosome. The coding region runs from base 300 to 1262 and encodes 320 amino acids.